Phytophthora sojae is the source of this 762-nucleotide messenger RNA. RefSeq lists its product as hypothetical. The annotation marks the transcript as partial. The transcript has a single exon. NCBI's taxonomy places the organism in Eukaryota, Oomycota, Peronosporomycetes, Peronosporales, Peronosporaceae. The record is from RefSeq and is a predicted model, not a curated record.
CCAACGCGAUGGAUGGAGAUGUCAGGUAUUUACGGCCGGUGGCCCAGCGCUCUAAGUAGUAUUUUCUACUUUGUGAUCGAUUUUAUUAGCGAGAGAUGCAGCAGGUUGCUCAAGGGGAAUUUAGAUUAUGUGAGCUCUAGAUUGCAUGAGUUUAGCCAAGCUAUCUACGACCAAGGCGCUGAGAUGGACCGUAUUUGGGGGUUCGUGGACGGAACCGUUAGGGGCAUUUGCAGGCCAGGAGGGGCUCGGGAGCAGCAAAGUGUGUACAGUGGUCACAAACGCAAACAUGCGCUCAAGUUCCAGACCGUCGUUACUCCAGACGGCAUGAUCUUCCACCUACACGGGCCGGCUGAAGGCCGAAGACACGACAUCCUACUGCUGCGAGAGUCCGGACUGGAGGAACGAGUCCGCCGCGACGGGAGAUUUCAAGGCUACUUUGUCUACGGGGACCAAGCGUACGGCCGUACCGAUGUGUUUGUAUCUCCUUUUAAAGGAUCAAGUUUAACGCCCGCUCAAGCUGCAAUAAACGCCUCCAUGUCGAAGGUCAGGACGUCCGUGGAAUGGCCGUACGGCCAGGUUGUCAACUACUGGGCUGGUGUCGACUACAAGAGAAAAAUGUGCUUGGGAGAAGUUCCUGUAGCAAAGCUGUACAAAACUGCAGUGGUUCUGACCAAUUGUAUCACUAUUCUUCGUGGAGGGAACAAUAACAGCAGAUAUUUUGGCGUGGAGCCUCCGUCGCUAGAAAGCUACUUCUCCGUUUAA